Molecule: messenger RNA, 366 nt
Organism: Blepharisma stoltei
Lineage: Eukaryota; Ciliophora; Heterotrichea; Heterotrichida; Blepharismidae
Source: the annotation of a GenBank genome assembly
AUGCCACCUCGUGGUAAACCGCAAGAAUUUCAAAUAACAGUGAGAAAUCAAGAGCACCUCUAUGAACUUAUAUCAGGCAAAAAACUUUCAAUUGUUGACCUUUAUCUAGCGUGAUGCGGCCCAUGCGAGCUUCUUACUUCUUCUUUUAGAUCAAUAGCUAUGAAAAUAGAUGAAUGGGACUCUCGCAUGCAGUUUCUCCUUGCAGACACAGAGAGGGUGCCAGAUUUCGCAAAUCACCAAGUUUCAUGCAAGCCAAGAUUUCUAUUCUUUUUAGGUCCAAAAUUAAUAGGUGAAGUAGAUGGAGCUGACGUGCCAAAAAUCUUGCAAAUGAUAAAUAGAUAUCUUCCACCUUUGGAAGCUGAUUAA